Hibiscus syriacus is the source of this 2918-nucleotide messenger RNA. RefSeq lists its product as uncharacterized. Bases 1002 to 2918 code for a protein of 638 amino acids. The record is from RefSeq and is a predicted model, not a curated record. NCBI's taxonomy places the organism in Eukaryota, Viridiplantae, Streptophyta, Magnoliopsida, Malvales, Malvaceae. The transcript is spliced from 6 exons.
UGUUCUUCACAGGUUUCUUAACUUUCAUUCUGCAGUAACAACAGAAGCAAUAGAGAAUUUAAAAGCUCUCUUCUCUAUUCCCAGACUACCAACAAAACCCUAAAAUCCAUAUUCUAUUAAAAUUUUUCCUUCAUCAGUCUUUAUUUUCUUAUUUUAUUUGUCUCUGGCUUUCAAUUUCGUGGUGUUUCCCCCCUUCUUUCACUGAAACUUUCUCACUCGUUUUCUUUCUUGUGCUCUUUUUUAUUGUCGUAAUUAUUCCUUUUUUUUCUCCCGGAACAAAACGCAUUGUUUGGAUUGGGAGACGAUUAUUUUUAUAAAAUGGUUACGUUUUCAGGCGAUAGCUUGGAAUCGUAGCGGCGGCUAGGUAUACACUUCAUUCUCUUUCAUCUGCCCUCUUUUAAAUUUUGUUAGAAUUUACCAGUUCUUCUCGUUGCCCCUAUGGGGUUCAAUUCCUAGCAGUCGGGAACUUAUAAUCAAAAUUUAAUCUAGGGUUUUUAAUAUUAUCCUAAAUUUGUUGUUAUUCAAUGUUGUCUUCCUAAAUUUAACUGGCAUUCGGGCGUUAUUAAUUUUGGAAAGGUCUUUUUCCUUCGUUUUUCCCAAGUUGUUGAUUUGAAAACGGAGCUGGAUUUUAUUUUAUUGGGAAAUACGAGGGUCUUUUGAGAUUGCAGAAUCAGUAAUCUGCAAAUCUAUCUUUUAAUAAAAGAUGGAAGAAUGGAGGGACAGAGAGAGAUAAUUAUAUAGCUUCCUAAUUGGCAUUGCCAUUGUUUUCUGGUUUUUCUGGUGAACGACCUGUUAUAUUGAAUAUGAUCAUCAGAAACAAUCCCUUUUCCAUUUGGUGAAUGACCUGUUAUAUUCAGAGUCCCUGAUUUUUCUGGUUUAAACGACCAGGGAUGGUGUUAAGAGUUUGUGUAGAAGAGAAUCACUUUGCUGGGUUAGGAUUUGAAGAAGUGUUUUUCCCCUUCUCCGUUUCUAGUUUCUGAUGAUCAUAUUAAAUAUCCCUUAUGGAAAGUAGAGAACCAACUUUUGUUCCAGAAUGGCUGAGAAGUAAUAGCGCUGUUACUGGUGGUGGCAAUUCAGCCCACAACUUUGCUUCCUCUUCUUCCCACUCAGGGCAUCAUGGGAGACAUAGAAACUCUAGGAAUAUAAGUGAUUUUGAUUCCCGUCGUUCAACAUUUUUGGAGCGGACAUCUUCAUUGAAUUCACGGAUGAGUUCUAGUAAUGGUUCCGCAAAGCAUGCAUACAGUAGCUUUAGUAGGAAUCACCGUGAUAAGGAUCGAGAUAGGGAUAAAGUGAGGUUGAAUUUUGGGGACCAACGGGACGGUGCUGCUUCUGAACCUUUAGAAAGUCUCUUAAAUGGUAGGGUUGAGAUAGAAACAUUGCACCGUUCAAAUUCUAUGUUCUCUAGGAAACAGGGUGAGCCUUUGCCCAGAAGGGUCAGGGUGGAUGCUAGAGACAGUAUUAACAGUAACCAUAACAAUGACAAUGUUAUGCUUUCUGGUGUUGCUGUUGGAAGUGGCAUCCACAAGGGUGUGUUUGUGAGAGAUUUUCCCUCGCUUGGAACUGAGGAUAGGCAAGUGCUUCCUGAGAUGACUAGAGUCUCGUCUCCUGGUUUGAGCUCAGCUUCUCAGAAUUUGCCCAUCGGUAGUUCAGCAUUGAUUAGUGGAGAUGGAUGGACCACAGCUUUGGCAGAAGCCCCCAAUGUGGUUGGAAGUAGUAACACAGGUUCCUUGACUACCCCCCUAACUGUUUCCACAUCAUGUUCUGUGACUCCAACUGACUCAUCGUGUCUUAAUAUGGCUGAAACACUGGCACAAGCCCCUUCACGGUCCCAUACUUCUCCGCAGUUAUCUGUCAAGACUCAGAGGCGUGAGGAACUGGCUAUUAAGCAAUCAAAGCAACUAAUACCAUUGACACCUUCAAUCACCAAGGGUUCAGUGGACUUCUCUUCAUGUGAGUUUCCUCGUAUAGACUUCAGAUGGAAUUAUAAUUGUUCUUGUUCAUUUUCAAGAGCUCUUCAAAUGCCAAGAUUAACUGAAGUUCUCAAUUCAGUGGAUAAAUCAAAAGGCAAACCAGCCGCCAGAACAAGUGAGAUAAAUAUAGUUAUGAAGGGUGGGCAGCAGCAACCAUCUUUGAUUCAUCAUGGUAAUCAAUCUCCUCAUAGUGGACAUGUCAAGUCUGAUAUGCCGAAAACAUCUGGGAAACUUUUGGUUCUUAAACCGGGAUGGGAGAACGGUGUCUCAUCCCCUACUCAAAAAGAUGUUAGUCCAACAAGUGUGAACAGCAAAGUUACAAUUAGCCCACAAGCUGUUGGUCCCACAAGAAAAUCAAACAGCCCUAAGCUUUCUGCUGGCGAACGUAAGGUAGUUGCCUUGAAUCCAGUAGCUGAGUUCAGUGUGGAAAAGAGACCCUCUUUGGCUCGAACCCAGAGCCGAAAUGACUUUUUUAAUCUGCUGAAGAAGAAGACCUCAGCAAAGACUUGUGCAGGUCACUCAGAUUCACACGCUCAUAUUUCAUCUUCUACCUCAGAGAAAUCUGAAGUUACAAAAGAAGUAGUUAGUGCCUCUUCUACUGCUUGUGCUAAUGAAAAUGGUACGGCUGCAACCAACAAUGGUGAUGCCUGUCAGGAGUCUCAAAGUUUUGCUUAUGAUGGUGAAAAGAAUAUGGACACCUCAUCUAUGACUCAUCCAGAUGAGGAAGAGGCUGCAUUUCUCCGUUCUCUUGGUUGGGAUGAAAACGCUGGCGAAGAUGAAGGCCUUACAGAAGAGGAGAUCAAUGCUUUUUAUCAGGAAUGCAUGAAAUUGAGGCCGUCACUGAAACUGUGCCGUGGCAUGCAGCCAAAGCUGGCUCAAUCUUUUGCAACUAAUUUGGAUGGAGCUGCUGCUGAACUGAGCUCCUCUGAUUCCGGAUCCAAAGCUUGA